This is a messenger RNA of Aethalodelphis obliquidens (Pacific white-sided dolphin), 7890 nucleotides long. RefSeq names its product SWI/SNF related BAF chromatin remodeling complex subunit ATPase 4 (gene SMARCA4). Gene Ontology annotation, cellular component: nucleus. NCBI's taxonomy places the organism in Eukaryota, Metazoa, Chordata, Mammalia, Artiodactyla, Delphinidae. Bases 147 to 4778 code for a protein of 1543 amino acids. Gene Ontology annotation, molecular function: histone binding; ATP binding. The record is from RefSeq and is a predicted model, not a curated record. The transcript is spliced from 33 exons. Gene Ontology annotation, biological process: regulation of DNA-templated transcription.
GCAGCGGCGGCGCCUUCUUUGUUUCGUGAGGAGAGACGAGACGCUCAUUCUGCCCCCGGCCCCGCGCGGAGGGGUGGGGGCGGCGCCGGGAAGGCGACGGCGCCGUCGACUCCCGCAGGAGACCACUGUCCGCAGCUCCCGUGAAGAUGUCCACUCCAGACCCACCCCUGGGCGGAACUCCUCGGCCAGGCCCUUCCCCGGGCCCGGGCCCCUCCCCUGGAGCCAUGUUGGGCCCUAGCCCAGGUCCCUCACCCGGCUCCGCCCACAGCAUGAUGGGGCCCAGCCCAGGGCCUCCCUCAGCAGGACACCCCAUCCCGACCCAGGGGCCUGGAGGGUACCCUCAGGACAACAUGCACCAGAUGCACAAGCCAAUGGAGUCCAUGCACGAGAAGGGCAUGUCGGACGACCCCCGCUACAACCAGAUGAAGGGGAUGGGGAUGCGGUCGGGGGGCCACGCCGGGAUGGGGCCCCCGCCAAGUCCCAUGGACCAGCACUCCCAAGGUUACCCCUCGCCCCUGGGUGGCUCUGAGCACGCCUCCAGUCCGGUUCCAGCCAGCGGCCCGGCCUCAGGCCCGCAGAUGUCGUCCGGGCCUGGAGGCGCCCCGCUGGAUGGUGCUGACCCCCAGGCUUUGGGGCAGCAGAACCGGGGCCCGACCCCCUUUAACCAGAACCAGCUGCACCAGCUCAGAGCUCAGAUCAUGGCCUACAAGAUGCUGGCUCGGGGGCAGCCCCUCCCUGACCACCUGCAGAUGGCGGUGCAGGGGAAGCGGCCGAUGCCCGGGAUGCAGCAGCAGAUGCCAACACUACCUCCACCCUCUGUGUCCGCAACAGGACCUGGCCCCGGGCCCGGGCCCGGCCCCGGUCCUGGACCAGCACCUCCAAAUUACAGCAGGCCUCACGGUAUGGGAGGGCCCAACAUGCCCCCUCCAGGACCCUCAGGUGUGCCCCCCGGGAUGCCCGGCCAGCCCCCUGGAGGGCCUCCCAAGCCCUGGCCUGAAGGACCCAUGGCGAAUGCUGCUGCCCCCACAAGCACACCUCAGAAGCUCAUCCCCCCGCAGCCAACGGGUCGCCCCUCGCCUGCGCCCCCCGCCGUCCCUCCUGCUGCCUCCCCCGUGAUGCCGCCCCAGACACAGUCGCCAGGGCAGCCGGCCCAGCCCGCCCCCAUGGUGCCGCUGCACCAGAAGCAGAGCCGCAUCACCCCCAUCCAGAAGCCGCGGGGCCUGGACCCCGUGGAGAUCCUGCAGGAGCGGGAGUACAGGCUGCAGGCUCGCAUCGCACACCGAAUUCAGGAACUUGAAAACCUUCCCGGGUCCCUGGCCGGGGAUUUGCGAACCAAAGCAACCAUCGAGCUCAAGGCCCUGAGGCUGCUGAACUUCCAGAGGCAGCUGCGGCAGGAGGUGGUGGUGUGCAUGAGGAGGGACACGGCCCUCGAGACGGCCCUCAACGCCAAGGCCUACAAGCGCAGUAAGCGGCAGUCCCUGCGCGAGGCCCGCAUCACUGAGAAGCUGGAGAAGCAACAGAAGAUAGAGCAGGAGCGCAAGCGCCGGCAGAAGCACCAGGAAUACCUCAACAGCAUUCUUCAGCACGCCAAGGAUUUCAAAGAAUAUCACAGGUCGGUCACAGGCAAAAUCCAGAAACUCACGAAGGCGGUGGCCACAUACCACGCCAACACUGAGCGGGAACAGAAGAAGGAGAAUGAAAGAAUCGAGAAGGAGAGAAUGCGGAGGCUCAUGGCCGAGGACGAGGAAGGGUACCGCAAGCUCAUCGACCAGAAGAAGGACAAGCGCCUGGCCUACCUCCUGCAGCAGACGGACGAGUACGUGGCUAACCUCACGGAGCUGGUGCGGCAGCACAAGGCCGCCCAGGUCGCCAAGGAGAAGAAGAAGAAGAAGAAAAAGAAGAAGGCAGAAAACGCUGAAGGACAGACACCUGCAAUCGGACCUGAUGGCGAGCCUCUGGAUGAGACCAGCCAAAUGAGCGACCUUCCGGUGAAAGUGAUCCACGUGGAGAGUGGGAAGAUCCUCACGGGCACAGACGCACCCAAAGCAGGGCAGCUGGAGGCCUGGCUGGAAAUGAACCCGGGGUAUGAAGUAGCUCCAAGAUCUGAUAGUGAAGAGAGUGGCUCAGAAGAAGAGGAGGAGGAGGAGGAGGAGGAGCAGCCGCAGCCAGCACAGCCUCCCGCCCUGCCCGUGGAGGACAAGAAGAAGAUUCCAGAUCCAGACAGCGACGACGUCUCCGAGGUGGACGCCCGGCACAUCAUUGAGAACGCCAAGCAAGAUGUUGAUGACGAGUAUGGCGUGUCGCAGGCCCUCGCUCGUGGCCUGCAGUCCUAUUAUGCCGUGGCCCACGCCGUCACCGAGAGGGUGGAUAAGCAGUCGGCGCUCAUGGUCAACGGCGUCCUCAAGCAGUACCAGAUCAAAGGCUUAGAGUGGCUGGUGUCCCUGUACAACAACAACCUGAAUGGCAUCCUGGCUGAUGAGAUGGGCCUGGGGAAGACCAUCCAGACCAUCGCUCUCAUCACGUACCUCAUGGAGCACAAGCGGAUCAACGGGCCCUUCCUCAUCAUAGUACCUCUCUCAACGCUGUCCAACUGGGCAUACGAAUUUGACAAGUGGGCCCCCUCGGUGGUGAAGGUGUCCUACAAGGGCUCUCCAGCAGCCAGACGUGCUUUCGUUCCCCAGCUCCGGAGCGGCAAGUUCAACGUCUUGCUGACGACCUACGAGUACAUCAUUAAAGACAAGCACAUCCUUGCAAAGAUCCGUUGGAAGUACAUGAUCGUGGACGAAGGCCACCGCAUGAAGAACCACCACUGCAAGCUGACGCAGGUCCUCAACACGCACUACGUGGCCCCCCGCCGCCUGCUGCUGACGGGCACGCCGCUGCAGAACAAGCUCCCUGAGCUCUGGGCGCUCCUCAACUUCCUGCUGCCCACCAUCUUCAAGAGCUGCAGCACCUUCGAGCAGUGGUUCAACGCGCCCUUUGCCAUGACCGGGGAAAAGACGGCUGUGGGUUGUGGCCAGUGUCUCUCAAUGUCUGCGUGGCUGGGAGUGGCGUUGUUGGUGUGUCUGUGGCCGCCGCGUUUUCUGUUGAAGGAGGUCAGCGGCCUGAGCCUGAUGAUCGAGGAGGUGGACCUGAACGAGGAGGAAACCAUUCUCAUCAUCCGUCGUCUCCACAAAGUGCUGCGGCCCUUCCUGCUCCGGCGGCUCAAGAAGGAAGUCGAGGCUCAGUUACCUGAAAAGGUGGAGUACGUCAUCAAGUGCGACAUGUCCGCGCUGCAGCGCGUGCUUUACCGGCACAUGCAGGCCAAGGGGGUGCUGCUCACCGAUGGCUCUGAAAAGGAUAAGAAGGGCAAAGGUGGCACCAAGACCCUGAUGAACACCAUCAUGCAGCUGAGGAAGAUCUGCAACCACCCGUACAUGUUCCAGCACAUCGAGGAGUCCUUUUCCGAGCACUUGGGAUUUACCGGUGGCAUCGUCCAAGGGCUGGACCUGUACCGAGCCUCGGGGAAAUUUGAGCUGCUCGAUAGAAUUCUUCCCAAACUCCGGGCCACCAACCAUAAAGUGCUGCUGUUCUGUCAGAUGACCUCCCUCAUGACGAUCAUGGAAGACUAUUUUGCGUAUCGCGGCUUUAAAUACCUCAGGCUCGAUGGAACCACUAAAGCGGAGGACCGGGGCAUGCUGCUGAAGACCUUCAACGAGCCCGGCUCCGAGUACUUCAUCUUCCUGCUCAGCACCCGGGCUGGGGGGCUGGGUCUGAACCUCCAGUCAGCCGACACUGUUAUCAUAUUCGACAGUGACUGGAACCCCCACCAGGACCUGCAAGCGCAGGACCGUGCCCACCGCAUCGGGCAGCAGAACGAGGUGCGUGUGCUCCGCCUCUGCACGGUCAACAGCGUGGAAGAGAAGAUCCUGGCUGCGGCCAAGUACAAGCUCAACGUCGACCAGAAGGUGAUCCAGGCCGGCAUGUUCGACCAGAAGUCCUCCAGCCACGAGAGGCGCGCUUUCCUCCAGGCCAUCCUCGAGCACGAGGAGCAGGACGAGAGCAGACACUGCAGCACGGGCAGCGGCAGUGCCAGCUUCGCCCACACUGCCCCUCCGCCAGCGGGCGUCAACCCCGACUUGGAGGAGCCACCUCUAAAGGAAGAAGACGAGGUGCCUGACGACGAGACGGUGAACCAGAUGAUUGCCCGGCAUGAGGAAGAGUUCGACCUGUUCAUGCGCAUGGACCUGGACCGCAGGCGCGAGGAGGCCCGCAACCCCAAGCGGAAGCCACGCCUGAUGGAGGAGGAUGAGCUCCCCUCGUGGAUCAUCAAGGACGACGCAGAGGUGGAGCGGCUGACAUGCGAGGAGGAGGAGGAGAAGAUGUUCGGCCGCGGCUCCCGCCAUCGCAAGGAGGUGGACUACAGCGACUCGCUGACUGAGAAGCAGUGGCUCAAGAAAAACGAGAGGAAGUAUAUCCAGGACAUAAUAAGCAAAAAGAUGAGUCGUGAUGUGACCCUGAAGGCCAUCGAGGAGGGCACGCUGGAGGAGAUCGAAGAGGAGGUCCGGCAGAAGAAAUCGUCGCGGAAGCGCAAGAGGGACAGCGAUGCCGGCCCCUCCACCCCGACCACCAGCACCCGCAGCCGCGACAAGGACGACGAGAGCAAGAAGCAGAAGAAGCGUGGCCGGCCGCCUGCCGAGAAGCUCUCCCCCAACCCGCCCAACCUCACCAAGAAGAUGAAGAAGAUCGUGGAUGCUGUGAUCAAGUACAAGGACAGUAUUCUUGCAAGGGAACCUUAACAUUGUCAAAAUGAAGAAGACCCUUGAAGGUCAGUGGGGAAGGAUGGACUUUCCAAAAAGUCAUGCUGAUCACUGGGAUAUCCAUCCAUACGGAGAAGACGAAUAUUGACCCCUCCUCACGCCAUACACAUAUAUUAAUUUGAAAUGGAUUACAGACAUAAACGUGAUGUAAAUCAACUAUAUUUCAAUAAAUCUUUUUUUAAAAACCCAUAAAUGUGAAAGGUACAACAUGGGAAAAAAUUUUCAUGUCUUUAAAGGAGGCAUAGACUUCUUCAGUAGGACAGAAACGCCACUGGCCAUAAAAGACUCACAAGUUAGACUUCACUCAAAUUAAGAACAUUUGUUCAUCGAAGGACACCCUCAUGAAGAUGGUGAAAAUUGCCACAGACUAGGAAAAGAAAAUUCAAUUUUAAAAUGGGCAAAAGGCAUGAACAGACACCUCCCAGAAGAAGAUACCCCAGUGACCAAUCAACGUGUGAAAAGGUGCUCGGGAUCGCCACAUCGACGUCAUAACAAGAAGGAAGUGCACAAUAAAAUGAGCGUGAGGUGCCUCCUCACACACACCAGAAGUGUUAAAGUUCCUUUUAGUACCACCAAGGACGUGGAGCAGUAGCACCUCACACCCUGCUCAUGGGAGCAUGUGGCUCUGGGCAGUAUCUUCUGAAGCUCGACACACAGAUGAAGCUUCUGACCCAGCCACUCCCGUCCUAGUCCUGAAUGCAUACAUCCACCAGAAGACAUGUACAGGUGCAUCCAUAGCAGCUUUGAUCACGACUCCCCUAAAGGAAACAGCCCAGUGUCCACCCACAGGAGAACACGUCCAGAGCGGCCUAGUCGAAGAACAGAAUUCUAACAGCCACGAGAACAGACAAGCUACCACUCCCUGGGAGAAUCUUACACUCUGUUGAGUGAGAGAAGCCAGACACAGAAAAGUACGUAUUGUAUGCUUCCAGUUAUAGGAAGUUAAGCUGACCGACGGUGAUGAGCAUGGAUCAGUGGUUACCUCAAGUUGGAAUUGACAGGGACGGGACGCCAGGGAGCCUUCUGGGACGUUGGGGUCUUGGUCUGCACAUGAAAACCUUCGCCAGGCUGUACACCUAAGAUAAAGAUGUGCGGACUUUCCUGUAGUAGGUUACACCUCGGUUUAAAAAUAGUAGACACUUGAAAUCGGCACCCUGCACUCGAUAAGGCCUUGGAUAUUUUCAAACUAAAAAUAUGUCAAGUGUCAGUCCACUUUCUUAGUCAUCCUAUGACUUAGAGAAAAGGCACUGUGCUUAGCUGAAGAUCACGUGACAGAAGAGAAGCUGGCUCCCCUGGCUGCUGCAAAUAGCUGUUCUCCCAGGCCCAUGCAAGAUUGGGUGAUAAAUCGGGCAAUGAAUUAAAACUAGCUUUUAGGGUUCAGUGACAUCUUGUCAAGACUGGCCUAUGUCAGGACACCAAGAUCCUGGUAGGGAUUCUGAGAUCCAGCCUGAUGAGAGCCCUGACACUGCAGUCACAGAGCUGAGCUCCCAGGUCUGUCAGACCCACGUGGUGGUGCCUCCGGGGAGGGCUUGAAGCAUGGCGUAUGCUUAACCUCACGUCCUCCUGGAACAAUGGCCCCACUGGACGGGGAGUUCGACAUUAGACUGGGGAGAACUGCAGAGGAGUUACAAGUGGGACGGAGAAUAUGACCAUUCCAGGAAGCCUCCUACACGCUGGCUUUGAGAAACAUUUGGUUCUCAGUUGGAGCAGGGCCUUCCACUCGCUGGUUUGCUGGUGGCCACACAGGAAGAGAUCAAACAAGGCACAUAAACUCAGGAAAAUAGUCACGUCAUCCUGGUUGAAACGUUACUUCAUGGAAGAUGCUUUCAGAGAUGAUGUUUGGGUACAAACUUGACCUACUUAAUGGACAUUUUUGACGUUCUUAUCAAAACAUAAGAAUUUGAAACCAUGGGGAAAACUACAAUAUGGUUCAUGCAGCUGUAGGGUUAGGCACAGUCUAUAGACCACCCUGUCUUCUGACAACAACUGCAGAGUUCAGGGUCCCCAAGACCACCCUCAGUCUCGAUAAUUUCCCUAGAAGGACUCUCAGCACUCUCUGAAAGCUGGUGUACUCACAGUUAUGGUUUAUUACAGCGAAAGGACACAGAUUAAAACCAGCCGAGGGGAGAGGCGCAGGGAGCAGCGUCCUCCCCGUGGAAUCGCCGGCCACAGUGACUUUCCUGGCAACAUUACGAGAAGAUGCACACAGAGCAUUGCCAGUCUGGGAAGCCUUGGUGUCUAGCCUUGAACUUGGUCAGUAUACCCGGCCGACCUCCCACGUGGCUGCCCAGUCUCCAGUCCCUCUGUGGUUGAACCGAUGCUGCUUGACCCGACGCCCCUGCCUGGAAUCACACUUAGACUGUGCCAGAGGCCCCCAGCUAAACAAAGGUACCCCACCAGGCGGGACAUUCAAGGACAGAGACAUGGCCUCCCAGGAGCCAAGGGCAAAGGCCAGACCUUUCUUUGGGCCAGGUUAAAUUCUUUAUGACACAGCUGUCACGUACCUGGAAGGUUCUGAGGGACUGGCCACCACGCCAAGGAGAACAGGAUUGGAACAAAACCAGAGGUAGCUUGACGUGCACUUUCUUGUCUCAGACUUCCGAUUGCUCCUUUCCAGAAGAGAAAAUGAAACUUUGGAUUUAAAAAUCACAUUUGCUUUCUAGAACCCUGUGAUUAGCUAAACUCUGUACUUGAGUUAAAUGUGGAUCCUGAGGAGAGAACUUAUUGUUACAGCUUGGUUCUUCCUGGACACCAAAGAAUGAUUACAGGACAUCGCCAGCGUUUGGAUUCAGAGUGGGGAGCCUGCCUUGCUGAGCAGGGGCCAUGGCGCUGCUCUUCCUGCCCCCAGUGACCGUGGUGGGAGUGGGGUUGCACCUCAAAGCAGUGACUCCAGAGAGAAGCGGCUCGGCCAUGCCUCUGCUGCUGAGUCUGAGCAGGGCCGCCCCGCCCCCAAUUUGCACCACUCCAAAUGUUGCUACUGAGUGUUGAUUUCAAGAUCCCUACCCCCCCACCCCCCGCCCCAGUGGUGUUAAAAUACCAGUGCCGUCGUGUUUGAUAGAACCUUUGCAUGUACAUCCUGACCUGCACGCAG